UUACACAAACGAAGAAGAACAAGACGGAACAGGAAGUGGCGACACUGAGGAUUGUUGACAAAACCAGCUAGCUUUUGCUAGAUGGUAUGAUAUUUCAUUGACAUUUUACGAAAGCUUUCGUUCAUAAUGAGUUCUCCAGAAGACAGGCAUGGGACAAAACGACCUGCGUCUCCAAGUGAAGAUGGGUCUACCCAGUGGGCAUCAGCUGAUCUGGGAAGCAGUGAAAGGAGGCAGAAGUUUUUACGGUUGAUGGGCGCUGGCAAGAAAGAACACACCGGGCGCCUUGUUAUUGGUGACCACAAGUCGACAUCCCACUUCCGCAGUGGGCAAGAAGAUAAGAAGAUCAACGAGCAGCUAGAGAUGCAGUACCAGCAAGGUAUGGAUGGGAAGCUGUCAGGCCGGAACCGGAGACACUGUGGCCUGGGUUUCAGCGAGCCUGACCCAGAGCCAGAGUCGUUUCCCUCCCCACCAGUGGACAAACAGACAGAAGCAACUGAGCCAGAGAAGUCCGCCACUGAAAAAGAACCCACAGACACCCAGGACAAGGGCUGCAAUCCCAACCCAAAGGACAGCUCAGACCAAGCCAAGCCUAGCUCGGACAGUGGGAAUAAAGAACGGAAACAUGGCUACAAAACAGCCUUUGUAAAGUCAGUGUAGGUGUGCAGGGAGGAAUUCGUUUUUGUAAUCUCAAAUUUGUACAUUUUGACGUUAUUUGUUUAACUGUAGGUGAUCACCCACCAUUGUAGUCCUUUUUACUGUGUAGAAAUGGGUUCUCUACACAAGCACUCAUCAUUGGGCAACAUUCUGGUAUGCAUGUUGUCAAAGAAUUAAGUCUGCAGGCUAAACGUCAGCUUUUGGUUGAGUUGUGUUCUAUCAUUUUAAGAUUGCAAAUGGUCCAGUUUUUAUUUCGUUUGAACAUUUUAACAGUCACUGCAUUUGCCACGAGUUGUUGGACAAAACAGGAUUGCUUGCCCUUCAGCAUGAUUGGUUUACACAUUGUACAUUUUGUGAUUUCUUGUUUAAAAACCAAUAAAAAGAAGUGUCAGAUGUAA
Siniperca chuatsi (mandarin fish) is the source of this 1052-nucleotide messenger RNA. It is a transcript of the gene lg4h11orf58, whose product is annotated as linkage group 4 C11orf58 homolog. The coding region runs from base 127 to 657 and encodes 176 amino acids. Lineage: Eukaryota; Metazoa; Chordata; Actinopteri; Centrarchiformes; Sinipercidae. The record is from RefSeq and is a predicted model, not a curated record. The transcript has 5 exons.